UAAUUACUACCCUCCCCAAUCCAAUCUCUCGCUUUGCUCUCUCUUUGUCCACAGGCUCAGAAACCACUUCUAUGAUUGAGGAGAGAAAGAAAGACACUUGAUCGAAGGAGAGUGAAGAUUCACCGGGAAAACUGAAAAGCCGACGAAGAAAACAGGUUCGAAACUUCGAAUCCGUGUUACAUUUUUUGAGCGGUGGGAACUACUGCAAUGGACCAUGCCGAGCUGACCACUGAGCAGGUUCUAAAGAGGGAUAUUCCAUGGGAGACGUACAUGAUGACGAAGCUGAUAACUGGGUCAGACCUUCAGCUGUUGAGGCGCUAUGACAACAAGGCUGAAAGUUAUAGAGCGCAAUUGCUAGAUGAUGAUGGUGUAGCAUACAUUCGGGUGUUUGUUAACAUUCUGCGUGAUAUAUUCAAAGAAGAAACUGUUGAAUAUAUUCUGGCUUUGAUUGAUGAAAUGCUAACAGCAGCAAAUCCCAAAAGGGCCAGAUUGUUCCAUGACAAGUCUCUUGCAAAUGAGGAUACUUAUGAGCCCUUCCUAAGAUUGCUCUGGAAAGGUAACUGGUUCAUUCAAGAAAAGAGCUGCAAGAUUCUUGCUUUGGUUGUAAGUGGUAGGCCAAAAACUCAUGAAAGCAUUCUCGCAAAUGGAGGAGCCUCAAAUUCAAAGAGCAAAGUGACCACCAUUGAUGAUGUGCUGAAAGGACUAGUUGAAUGGCUUUGUGCUCAGCUGAAGAAACCUUCGCAUCCCAGUCGUGCCGCUCCAUCUGCUGUUAGUUGCCUUGCAGUGUUACUUAAGGAACCUGUCGUCAGAUCUUCAUUUGUUCAGGCAGAUGGAGUGAAACUACUGAUUCCUUUAAUUUCUCCAGCAUCCACCCAACAAUCAAUCCAGCUCCUUUAUGAAACCUGCCUUUGUAUCUGGCUGCUAUCUUACUAUGAGCCUGCAAUUGAGUACCUGGCUACUUCUAGAACCUUACCACGACUCGUGGACGUUGUGAGGAGUUCAACGAAGGAGAAGGUUGUCCGUGUCAUUGUUUUGACUUUUAGGAACUUGCUUUCCAAAGGCGCUUUUGGUGCUCAGAUGGUGGACCUUGGUCUUCUACAAACAGUUCAAAGUCUGAAAACCCAAGCAUGGAGUGAUGAGGACCUCCUGGAGGCCCUCAACCUGCUCGAAGAAGGGCUCAAGGUUAACAUAAAGAAACUGAGCUCCUUUGAGAAAUACAAGCAAGAGGUCCUUCUUGGUCAUCUAGAUUGGUCUCCCAUGCACAAAGAUACCAUAUUCUGGCGUGAGAAUAUCAAUAGCUUUGAAGAGAACGAUUUCCAGAUUCUGAGGGUGCUGAUCACAAUAUUGGACACGUCCAACGACGCUCGAGCCCUAUCCGUUGCUUGCUACGACCUGUCACAGUUCAUCCAGUACCAUCCAGCUGGCCGUGUCAUAGUCACGGACCUCAAGGCGAAGGAAAGGGUGAUGAAACUGAUGAACCAUGAAAAUGCUGAGGUCACCAAGAAUGCCCUUCUCUGCAUCCAGAGGCUCUUCUUGGGAGCUAAAUAUGCAAGCUUUUUGCAGGUCUGAUUUUUUUCCUCUGUGAAGCACGUCCAUCGUCGUCUUGUAGUAGUAUUUUCCCUGAAACGAGAUUUGCACCAUUUUGCUGUGAUUAGUCGUACGCUUCAGAAUCUCAGUUGCUUGUUAUCACGGUGAACAGCAAGUUUGAUGUUUUCUCUAUGCUUUAGAUUGAGGGGAGUGAGUACUCCAUCCUACUGCAGAAUAUUUAUUUAUAUCUUGGGAUUCCUGAGAGUUGAGUGGAAUAAAAAGUGGUUUCUAGAUUUAAUUAUUUAUCUCAUUAUAUAUGUUCUCUAUAAUACGGCUUAAAAGCCCAAAAAUGGUACCA
Molecule: messenger RNA, 1885 nt
Organism: Linum tenue
Lineage: Eukaryota; Viridiplantae; Streptophyta; Magnoliopsida; Malpighiales; Linaceae
Source: the annotation of a GenBank genome assembly